UCUAGGGUCUGGCCAAGGGGCAGACUAAUUAUCUUUCGGCGUAUCCUAAACGUUCUGUGCUUUCCUGAGAACCGGUGUCAUUUUUCCUCCUCGCCACAUCAAAUUUCACAAGCAGUACGGUAACGGGUCAAUGUGAGGCGACCCCGAAGUUCCUCCCUCUUAUAUACAGUGUUCCCUGGUGUCCUCUCUUCUUCAGCAAGCCAAACGACAUGGAUUACGACCCGUACGACGCUCUUCUUCAUCACGUUUACCAACAGACUCAGGGCGAGGCAUGGUUUCGACCCUCAGAAGACAUCGCAACAGGUGUCUGUCUUCGUGUGGAGACAGGACAUUACCGCGUUUUCCCGUAUGAUCAGAUGUCACUGGCUCCAUUUGAGGCUGCAGUCAGACUGCUCAAUCCAGUCGUUGCUGUUAAAAUCCGCAGUGCCGCCGUUCAUGCCGCGUUCUCUACAAUAACUGAUGCAGACACUUCGAUCUAUAUUGAUUCCGACACGAAGAUACAGGUGUUCGAUUCUAUGAACUGCCUACCCCGGGCCGAGAAGGAACAGUGCGGGGCUUUCAUUCGCGAUGAACGAGUCAUCGUGAUAUGGUCAGAUAGUUUUGACGAUAUCAUACCUUUGUGCCGUGACUUGGAGGAAAAGCUCAUCAAGUUGGUUUGGCGCUUCCGUCAUGUGACAUCAUCUGUACCUAGCACCCCGCCUUCCACCAACACCGGGUCAGCUGCCGCUUCUGAUGCUAAUUUGGCAGAAAAAAAUGCGGUGCUCACAGAAGGCAUCCCUAUCACGGAGAAAGAGCGCAACAAUAUGCAUUCGAAAUCAUCACGUAAGAAAUCGAAGUGGGGCUGGAGUUGGCGCGUGUCACCGGAGAAGAGAGCCAUGUAUGCCGAAGAAGCUGACCUAGAGAGGGAAGGUUCUUCUGGAAGUCAAGGCCCGCGUCCCCUCCGGCUCUACGCUCCAUUUUACUGUGGCCUCGCGACCGCGUUAUCAAUAUUUUUCAUUGGCAGUGGUGCCAGCGUCUUGCUGGCCGAAUGGCUUCUCGAUGACAAUUACACUCGUUUCAUCUUGCUCGUGACAUCCCCCUUCCUCUUUUGUAUAUCACUGUUCUUCUGUUUGCAGCUUGUGGGCAACUUGUCCUUGGUGCUUGGGCCGGUUGCUCAGUACCAUGAGAAUUCAAGAUAUUACUCCGCAGUGCCCCCACCACCGAACAAGGAAGUCGACGCAGCCUUACCCCACAUUACCAUCGAACUUCCGGUGUUCAAGGAGAGUCUAGAACAAACGAUUUCGCCCUCGGUGUUUUCGAUCAAGAAGGCGAUGCAGACUUACGCCAGGCAGGGCGGCUCGUCUGCUAUUUUCGUGCAUGACGACGGGUUGCAGCUCAUCAGCGCCAAAGAGCGGGAAGAGCGCAUUGCAUUCUAUGCUGACCACAACAUCGGAUGGGUCGCGCGCCCGAAGCACGAUAGUGCACCUGACGGCUUCAAGCGCGCUGGCCGGUUCAAAAAGGCAUCGAACAUGAACUACGGCCUUGCGUUAAGUUUGAAGCUUGAGAAACAUCUGAAGGUGCUCGAAGAGGCUGAGCAGGCGGGUGAGCUGGAUGACAGCGAGUACGGCUCUCUCGAAGAUAGAGCGCUGGCAUUGGCCACGGAGGAGGUUUACAACGAGAGCGGUGGCAAGUGGCGUCCCUGGGCAAGCAAUGGGAGGUCUUUACGCGUUGGAGAAAUCAUUUUGAUCGUCGAUUCAGACACGAUUGUGCCCGAGGAUUGUUUCCGCGAUGCCGCACGAGAGCUUGCAGAGAGCCCAGAUGUCGGUAUCAUCCAGCAUGAAUCGGAUGUAAUGCAAGUCGCGCAUCACUACUUCGAGAACGGUAUUGCGCACUUCACACGGCGGAUUAACAAGUGCAUUUCAAUCGGGUGUGCGAACGGGGAAGUAGCUCCUUUCGUGGGGCACAACGCUUUUCUACGGUGGUCGGCUCUCCAGGAUGCGGCGUUCAUCGAUCCUGCAGAUGGGAAGAAGAAGAUAUGGUCCGAGUCGAAUGUCUCCGAAGACUUUGACAUGGCUUUGCGGUUGCAGCUGAAGCAUUACAGUAUCCGAUGGGCGUCGUACUCCAAGGGUGGAUUCAAGGAAGGAGUGUCCCUCACUGUCGAUGACGAGUUGAAUCGGUGGCAGAAGUACUCAUACGGGUGCAAUGAGCUUAUAUUCAAUCCGCUCGUUCAUUGGUGGAAGAUGGGACCCAUUGCUAAGCAGCUCCGUGUUUUCGUGUGGUCUGGAGCCCCAGUGCAUUAUAAGCUUAGUAUGAUGGCUUACAUGUUCUCGUAUUACGGCAUUGCAGCGGCGGGGGUUCUCUCUUUGCUCAACUACCUGUUGCUAGGCUUUCAAAUUGAAAUCGAUGGGUUCUUCUUACACAGCUUUGAAAUCUGGCUGGCAUGUACUGUCGUCUUCCCCGGGAUUGGAAAUCUCGGAUUUACGCUUCUCGAGUACCGUCUGGGUCACCGCAAUAUUCUCGCUUCGGCACUCGAGAACGUGACCUGGAUACCUUUCUUUUUCUUCUUCUUUGGGGGCCUAAGCAUUCACCUGUCUCAAGCAUUACUCUCCCAUCUAUUUUCUUACAACAUCACGUGGGGUGCUACGAAGAAGGAGGUCGAGCGGUCCAACUUCUUCAUUGAAGUUCCGAGGAUCCUAAAGCGCUUUCGCGUUACAUUGAUACUGUCCAUGAUCGUUGUGGUGGGGAUGAUUAUCCUUAGCACGUCACUUGUGCCCUCUGGGUGGCGGGUGGACUCGGCUGACUGGGCAGUUGUCAUGCCGCUUGCCAUCAUGGUCGGAAGCCACAUUCUCUUCCCUAUUGUCCUCAACCCUUGGUUGAUGAUUUUCUCAUACUAGAAUCAGUACCUGACACUGCAUAAAUGCUUUUUACGCAUUUAGGAAUUUUGGCAUAGGCUAUGUUU
This is a messenger RNA of Suillus clintonianus, 2938 nucleotides long. Its product is annotated as glycosyl transferase family group 2-domain-containing protein. The record is from RefSeq and is a predicted model, not a curated record. NCBI's taxonomy places the organism in Eukaryota, Fungi, Basidiomycota, Agaricomycetes, Boletales, Suillaceae. The transcript has 16 exons. Bases 210 to 2873 code for a protein of 887 amino acids.